Messenger RNA from Populus trichocarpa (black cottonwood), 2503 nucleotides. RefSeq names its product transcription factor TGA1. Gene Ontology annotation, molecular function: DNA-binding transcription factor activity; sequence-specific DNA binding. Gene Ontology annotation, biological process: DNA-templated transcription; regulation of DNA-templated transcription. The transcript has 9 exons. The coding region runs from base 1021 to 2139 and encodes 372 amino acids. The record is from RefSeq and is a predicted model, not a curated record. NCBI's taxonomy places the organism in Eukaryota, Viridiplantae, Streptophyta, Magnoliopsida, Malpighiales, Salicaceae.
GUCUUAUUGUCAUUCGAUUCUUGUUGCUAAUGAUGAUGGGACUGGUGGUUUUGAGAGAAUUACUGCAACAAAUUCUAUUACUUCUUCUCUUUGGAUUUCACUUCAGAAAAUUUCCAAAAAUUGCCUCUAGCCCUACUUCUUGCAGUUGCAGAGGCGGGAAAGUUUCUUUCAUGUUGCUUUGAUUUGAAAAAAAGUUGUGCUGCUUCGGUCUGAAAACAAGUUGUUUGUCAAUUAGUUUUGGCUUUCGAGAGUUGUAAUUCUCAUCUGUAACUGUGAGAUACUCUUUAAAGUUGAUGGUAGGAAAAGCUUCAGGAGAUGUUUUGGAUCACAGAGUUACUCUAGUUUUCCUCUGUUUUCACUUAUGUGCAAUCCAUUUAUCACUAUUGUCGACAAAGACUCAACAAUCUAGUUGACCUCUUGCUCUCUUCUCUGGCGGCAAUGAUUAAAGAUACCACAUGUUUGGAGAUUUCCUACCACAAUAGCAAACCACGCAUGUAGGACCGGUUCCACCAUAAGCACGUUAAGUGAGACAAGCAAACAGUAGAUCCAAAAAUGGUGGUAUAGGAAUGAGCCGAGACACAAGAAGAAUGAAAUAAAAAAAGGGGGGCGGGGGGGUGUUCAUGCUUGGUAGUCUCUCUCCAUGUGAAGGUUUUGUGAGUGUUUUGAUAGAGCACAUUCACAGACUUUUCGUGGCUGUGGAAUGCCUUUCAGGGGAAGUGUCAGUGGCUUGUGCACUUCCAUUAAUCUAAGAUUCUUCUUUAUCUGCCAUGAAUGUGCAUUUACUUUUGCCUCCCUAGGGUUCAAAUGGUACCAGAAAGUCAUGAAUAGUGAUUUGCAGUAAGAUAUUAGUCUCUGAUACCAGAUUGUUCUGUUUCGUAGCCUUAAUGUGAAGACUUCUUGUCCCAACUUCUGAAACUCUUCCAUUGACAACUGAACUCAAGCGUCUCCUAUUAUUUUCAUCUCCGCAUUUAUGCAUUUAUGCCAAGAGCCUAUUGAUCUGCCUCCCCAAUUUAAAGGAGAAUGAAUUCCACAUCCACUCAGUUUGUCACCCCCGGAAGGAUGGGCAUCUAUGACCCUAUGCAUCAGAUUGGUAUGUGGGGAGAAAAUUUUAAGAGUAAUGGAAAUCCUAAUACUUCAACAAUGUUCAUAGCUGGUAAUCCAAAUGCGUCUGCAUCGAUGAUUAUAGCACCAGACACAAAGCUAGACAAUCAGUCAGAGGAUACUUCACAGGGUACUCUUGGACAUUCUAACAAGUAUGACCAAGAAGCAUCUAAACCUGCUGAUAAGGUACAAAGACGUCUUGCACAAAAUCGCGAGGCUGCUCGUAAAAGCCGUUUGCGGAAGAAGGCUUAUGUUCAGCAGUUAGAAUCAAGUCGUGUGAAGCUCAUUCAGUUGGAGCAGGAGCUUGACAGAGCUAGACAACAGGGCCUGUAUAUAGGUGGUGGAGUAGAUGCUAGUCAGCUAGGUUUUGGAGGACCUACAAACUCAGGGAUUGCAACUUUUGAGAUGGAGUAUGCGCACUGGUUGGAGGAGCAAAACAGACAUAUUUGUGAUAUGAGGACUGCUUUAAACGCUCAUAUAAGUGACGUAGAGCUCCGCAUACGUGUAGAGAGUGACAUGAGCCACUAUUUCGAACUUUUUCGCCUGAAAGCAACUGCAGCAAAAGCUGAUGUUUUCUAUGUGAUGUCUGGCUUGUGGAAAUCGUCGGCAGAAAGGUUUUUCUUGUGGAUUGGAGGGUUUCGCCCUUCAGAGCUUCUUAAGAUUCUCGUGCCUUGCAUGGAGCCCUUGACAGAACAGCAACUUAUGGAUGUUCUUAAUCUUAGACAAUCAUGCCAGCAAGCUGAAGAUGCUCUUUCACAAGGUUUGGAAAAACUCCAGCAAAAUGUAGCAGAGACUGUGGCAGCUGGUAAGUUGGGUGAAGCAAGUUACUCGCAUCAUAUGGAAACUGCAAUGGAGAAGUUAGAAGCUCUGGCCCGCUUUGUGCAGCAGGCAGACCAUAUACGCCAGGAAACUUUGCAGCAGAUGUCUCGUAUCUUAACAACACGUCAGGCAGCUCGAGGGCUGCUUGCCUUAGGAGAAUACUUCCAACGGCUUCGGGCUCUGAGUUCACUUUGGGCAACCCCACGUGAGCCUGCCUAGCUUCAUAUUAGGACCCUAUAGCUGGUCAAGAUCUCAAGGAGAUAAUCAUCACUGGAGCCAUACUCAGAAAGAAAAAGGGCGUCUUAGGGUAAUGAUGUAAUCUUAUGUAGACAAUUCAAGCUGCUGACAUUUUUCAAGCAGCCUCCUACAACUGGAAAGUUUUAGAUAUAAAUAGCCAUUCUAUCAAGAGGAAGCUUGUGGUUAAAUCAAUUUUCAGUGCUGCUACUGUCUUGCCAUCAAAUGAUAUAUCACGUUGAGUCUGCAUAUGAAACUUUGUCAUGUAAAUUGUAGUCUACUUGUGUUUGUAUUUUUGUUCUGCCUUGUACAUAAAUCGUGAGAAUUGGAAACUAUUUGUUGCCUCCCA